Messenger RNA from Leptopilina boulardi, 2378 nucleotides. Its product is annotated as PDZ domain-containing protein 2-like. Lineage: Eukaryota; Metazoa; Arthropoda; Insecta; Hymenoptera; Figitidae. Gene Ontology annotation, molecular function: protein binding. The record is from RefSeq and is a predicted model, not a curated record. The transcript is spliced from 10 exons. The coding region runs from base 1252 to 2364 and encodes 370 amino acids.
CAAAGGAAAAUAAAGAUUAUAAGAAAAAUGUAUUAAAAUUAAUAAUUAAUGUAUUUACUAACUGAAAAUUGUUCUCCACUUUGAAAUAAAGUGAUUAUUUAAAAUGUAUAAGAGUACAAAAAUGAUAAAUAUGAUUCUCUAAUGAAAAAGACCGGCUCUAUUUUAUAAUUUUAUCACUGUAUUUUUAUCAAGAAGAUUUAACCUAUUUAUAAGCGAUUUUAUUUUGGAAUAUCCUGGUGAUGAAAAAAAGUCUACAUGAGGUCAGUUAUUAAGGAUAUUUGUGAUUUUUUCCGGAAAAACAAUUGUGAGAGUCUUUGAGGAUAUAAAAGAGAGUGGAUAUAAAUAAAUGUCGACAUUCGAAAGGGUUAGCUGUUUUCGUCUCGAGAUACCUGGUGACAGGAUUCUUUUACUAAAGGAGUUAACGAUGUAACCAGUCAGCCUAGACGUAUAUAUAUCGUUGGACACAUAUAUAUAAACACCGGAAAGACGCAAUAACUUGCAAGCGUAUCCUAUUCUUCACGCCGGACGAGCACAUAUGUCGUUAGGGUUACAUGGAAGUCUCUGAGAAUUGUAGCGCACGGAAACACACUACCCCGAAAUUGACAUUGUCAUCACUAUUUUAUCAGGGUAUGGACGUAGAUUAGGAAAAAGCAGUCAUUCCAAGGACAGUCGAUUUUUAUAAUUAAGAUUGAUGUGAUUUUUUCGCUAAACAGUAGGAGUUUCUGUAUAUCAAAAUUCAUAACUAAUCAAAUUCAUACACGUUUUAUAUGGAGGAAUAAUUUUUCUCACGAAUAAACGUUCUCUAGUGCGACUUUUGGACAAAUCGUAAAAUAAGAAAAGUCGUUAUUAUAUAGUCGUGAAGAUUUAUUUGAAGAAGGAGAAAAAAAAAAGGUUCGAGUUAGUUCAUUAUUUAUCAGUCUCCAUCUGUCCUGUCAGAGGUUGAACGAUUCGUGCCAGGGACUCAUCGAUGUUAUCUGACAACCGAAUACGGUGGUUUUUUUUUAUUUGUAUAUACCUUAUUGCCUCGAGAUGCAUAUCUUUUUCGACACCCUAACUGCUUGGAGCUUCUUUUCAUUUAUACUGGAACUCUUUAUCGCAAGAAGACUCUCGUCGUUUUACUGAAAUUACAUUCUGAAUAGUUAUUGUCCGUUUAAACAGCUUUUAAGUACAAAAAAAAAAUUGACAUCAAAUUUGCACACUGGACGCAUAUUUUUCAUCUAAUGAACUCCAUUACGCGCAAAUGGAAAAAAAAUGCCAUUGUUUACUAAAGAUUCCAUCUUCAAUAUUCUGCGAAGAUCAAUGAAGUACUUGUCAUUGAGAAAACUAAACAUAUUUAGACGACCAUCGGAAAAAUUUAAAAAAAGUUUAGUAAAUCUUCUAAUUGACGAAGAGAUUCCAAUUAAAAAUACUCCACCAAAAUCUCAAACAACCGAAGUUUAUCAAAUUCCCUAUUUUUCAUCAAAACGUUUAAGUACUUAUGAUUCUCUGGAAAAUAUACAACCAAUUUUGAAAAUAAGAAAAAAAGAAUUACCACCACGGCCAAAAAUUGUUAGGACAAUUAAUUUUAACGUCAACAUUCAAGGUGAAUUGGGUUUAACAAUAGAACGUGAUCAAAAUUCAGUGAAUUCUAAAUAUUUUAUAUCAAGAAUUAAUUCAAAUAAACCCGCAUUAAAUGAUCAUGAUCAUCAUCGACAAUUAUGGUUGGGAGAUGAAGUUGUAAAAAUUUCGAAACAACGAAUUCGUGGAGUAACGGAAAAUCAAUUGAAACAGACAAUUGAAAAUUGUUUAGGAAAUGUUGAACUCAUGAUUUCCAGGGAUUCGAAAUUUUCGUUUAAGGGUAAUUUAUUGGAUGAUUGGCCAAAACAAUUGAAGCCAAGAACGAUGGAUGAUGACUCUGAGAUUUGGAAUAAGUUACACGAUCAAUCAGAGAAUGUCAAUGUUAAAAUGGCAAGUAAAAAAUGUGAAAUUGUCGGAUAUUUGAGGAAAAAUGGAAACUGCGAAGAAAUUGAGGAUGAAAAAAUAGAAAACGUAACUGGAAUGAAGAAAUUUUUUUUAAAAAAACCACCUGUAAAUUUGACACAAGAUUUAAUUAUAAUUCAAUUCGAAAUGGCGUUGGUUAAAAAAUUGGGAUUUUCCAUUGUUGGAGGAUCCGAUUGUAAAAUCGGAUUGGGAAUAUUUAUCAAGAAUAUUUUUCCCGAUGGUCAAGCAAAGGAAAAGGGAUUGGAAAUUGGCGAUGAAAUUUUCAUUGUAAAUGAAAUUAUCGUUAAAGGAAAAAGUCAUGCGAAAGCUUUGCAAAUUAUUCAAGAGGCUAAAAAUAAGUCAAUGACUUUAAAAAUUAAAAGAGGACUUAAAGUCAAAUUUUAGCGGCAAAAAAAAAA